Molecule: messenger RNA, 869 nt
Organism: Hymenoscyphus albidus
Lineage: Eukaryota; Fungi; Ascomycota; Leotiomycetes; Helotiales; Helotiaceae
Source: the annotation of a GenBank genome assembly
AUGACUCUCCCAGUCGCACCUGAUACAACGUUCCACCGCUUCAUGGAUCUUGCUCUAGAACUUAGAAUAAUGAUUUGUAAGUACUUGUUCACUCCUUCGUUCCCCUCUACUUCCUUCCGUAAGAGCUGACUUGUUACUGUAAAGGGAACUACGCGGACGAGCCUAGAUUAGUUGAAGUGCGCCCCACUGUAGCUAAUUCCGAUGGCAAUUAUUUUCACAACCACCCACCUUCCAGUAAGGAGUGCAACUGCGAGAUCACACACGAUUUCGUAGCCUCCAGACAUACCCCAGCAGUUUUGCAUGUUCAUCGCGAAUCACGAGAGCUAUUUCAGAAGAAGUACCUUGAUUUAGUAAAUCAAGCUAGUCUUAACCACGUCUAUGACAAUCCUGAAAUUGACAUACUUUACUUCAGAGAUGACGAACUUCUAUACUAUCGAGACUGCCUAACAUCUUACGAAAUUGUCCAAUCUAUUCCAUACAAGGACCGUAUCCUCAGUCUGGCAGGUAAUAUUCGGUUUUAUGAAGGAAACGUGGACGGCGACUACCCGGAAUAUGAAUGUUGUGGCCCACUUCUUCUAUAUACUUCCUUGAAGCGUUUCUACAAGACCCACUCGUCAACAUAUCAUCAACACUGCUUUGUUGAAGAUCGUUAUGCACUAGAACGUGUUCCAUCACAAGCCCUUGGGGGUAGGCAGUUCUACUUUGGCAACACACUCAAGGACAAGCAAACAUACUUUACUGCCAUAGGACAAAGCAACUACGACAAAUUCUUAAAUGGUGGUAGCAUGAAUAGUGGUGUUUCUAGUCGAAUGGUGCUUGAUUACCAGCAAAGCUCCCCUCGCGAUUUGAAGACGUGUAAAGAGGAGUGA